This is a messenger RNA of Carica papaya (papaya), 533 nucleotides long. NCBI's taxonomy places the organism in Eukaryota, Viridiplantae, Streptophyta, Magnoliopsida, Brassicales, Caricaceae. The record is from RefSeq and is a predicted model, not a curated record.
CGACAAACACAAACAGCAACUCGUUGCUCUCAUUUUUCCUUCUCUGCUCAAUCAUUUCUUGUUUGUUCGGACGAGAGGGGAUGUUCUUCUCCAGGUCUCACUUCAGGGCUGAUCAUCUACCGAAAUUUGCGAAUGCAUAUCUCCAACCAAAGCCGGGACACUGCUCUUACUAUAACUUGAGCCGUCGGCCAAGAGAUAUGGGUCGGAAGAAAAAGCAGAAGACAAUAAAUCAUGUCUGGAGACCUGUAUGUACUCAAACCCAUCCCAUUAGAGAACGCUUGACGACAAAUAUGACAGUUGAGGUGGAAAAUGAUAGUAAAAUCCUUAAAGCGCAUUGCAUAUGUGAAGAUUUUUCAAGUGCUCAGGAUUUAGUGGAAGGAGUUUUUCAUGUGACUCCUAGUUCUAGCACCUUGCAGGGUGAUGAUAAAGGCAUAGACUUUAAAGGCAAGUCGGCGAUUCAAGUGACUUCUGUUCAGGAUUGUUUUUGCUCAACUGCUCAAAAGCAUUCAGUUUCACUUGAGACGGCAAAGUGA